Molecule: messenger RNA, 1314 nt
Organism: Tetranychus urticae (two-spotted spider mite)
Lineage: Eukaryota; Metazoa; Arthropoda; Arachnida; Trombidiformes; Tetranychidae
Product: UDP-glucuronosyltransferase 1-2-like
Molecular function (GO): UDP-glycosyltransferase activity
Source: RefSeq, marked provisional
AUGAAUCCAGAAACGAUGAAUGAAAAUGGUAAAAGCCUUAAAAUUUUAUUCACUGCUUUGUUUGGUCCUGGUCAUUUGAAUGCAUGCCUUGGUAUCGGUUCGUUGCUUCGUAAACGCGGUCAUCAAAUUUAUUUUGCUCAUUUUCCUAGACAUCGUGCAACUAUCGAAAAACAUGGUUUCUUGUUUAUUUCAUUGUUGGACUAUGCUGAACCCGAAUUCCCAAUAGUCGAUAUGUUGCCCGACAUUGGAAUUAUUGCUAAAUUUGCGUUUGAGAGGAUGCAUAAAUUAACACCAUUGGAGCUAUUCAGACAUGCAUCUGGUAAACAUACUUUCGCUGGUAUGGUUAAUGGAUCAAAAGGUGAAAAUUAUGCCAUGAUGAAGAUCGUUAAAGAGUAUAAGCCCGAUGUUUGUUUAGCUGAUUACCUCUUCAAUAUGCCUUGGAUGUUUACUGUUGAUUGUCCAGUUAUUCCUGUCAAGUCUGUCAAUCCAAUUGAACUGUAUAAUGGUCCUCCUGCACUUACAGGGUGUUCAAUUCAUGAUCCACCGUCUGUUAGGGAAGAGAUUGAGCAACUGGCCCGAAAAUCUGAAUUAGAAUUGGAAAGUGAACUUGAAAAGUUGUUUGCUCAUUUCAACGUUCCACUUGUAUCAUAUAACUAUGCACAACAGUUGGGAAUUUACAUUUACCCAGGUCCAUUGGAUUACAAGGAAUUGGGUUCACCAAAAGAGAACUGGGUUCGCCUUGAUUCGUCCAUUCGUUCAACAGAAAUAUCCAAUUUCGAGUUACCAGAGAAACUUAAAGAUAAACCAGGAAAAUUGAUUUAUGUCUCAAUGGGAUCACUGGCUUCCGCUGUAACCGAACUACUAACCAUGAUAUUGACUCCAUUGGCCAACUCACCUCAUCGUUUCAUCGUCUCAACAGGCCCUAAUGGUGACUCAAUCAAACUAUAUGAUAACAUGUGGGGAGACAAGUUUAUCAACCAAGUGGCUCUUUUACCCAAAGUAGAUCUAUUCAUAACUCAUGGCGGAAGUAAUUCGCUGAUUGAAGGCUUAACUGCUGGUAAACCAUUGAUAGCUAUUCCUCAAUUCGGUGACCAACUAGAUAAUGCUCAAAGAAUAGCUGAUCUUGGCUUAGGGGUGAGGUUAAACUUGCAUGAAUUUAGUGGUGAGAAGUUACUAAAAGCCAUUGAAGAUGUGCUCAAUGAUGAAAAGAUUAAUGCGAAUGUUGCUCGAGUAAGUGAAGAGCUGAAAAAAUCUGAUUCAAAAGAUAAAGUUAUCUCUCUUAUUGAGAAACUUGCUCGAGACAAAAAGCUUUGA